AUGUUUUACAUUUCACCGAGUUCUCUUUGCAGUGUGCUGCUUAUAGCGUGGAUUUCUUCAAGUCAGACAUUGGCUCAAAGUUUCAAAGCUAAUUGCGCUGAACUGUACGUGGCUGGCCAAAAUACCAGCGGUAUCUACAAAAUUGACCCUGAUGGUUUAGGUGCCUUUGAUGUGUAUUGUAACCAGACAGCGGCUGCUGGAGGAUGGACAGUGAUCCAGAGAAGACUGGACGGCUCUGUCAAUUUUCAUCGUAGCUGGUGUGACUACAAGCAAGGUUUCGGUGAUUUGAGUGGCGAGUUUUGGCUAGGACUGGACAAAAUAAACCGUCCUACUAGGGACACAACGAACCGGCUUCGAGUAGAUCUGGAAUAUAAUCUCAAUAGCAUUAUUCAUCGUCCUCACGCCGAGUACGACUUGUUUCGCGUUGAAUCGGAAUUGGAAAAUUAUGCUUUGAUUAUUGGAGGGAUGCCCGAAUGUUUUCUCUAUCGUUAUAGAAAGUAUCUAAAUUUGAUAUAUUGA
Messenger RNA from Pocillopora damicornis (cauliflower coral), 519 nucleotides. RefSeq lists its product as uncharacterized. The record is from RefSeq and is a predicted model, not a curated record. Lineage: Eukaryota; Metazoa; Cnidaria; Anthozoa; Scleractinia; Pocilloporidae.